This is a messenger RNA of Morchella importuna, 645 nucleotides long. RefSeq lists its product as uncharacterized. Gene Ontology annotation, cellular component: endoplasmic reticulum membrane; ER to Golgi transport vesicle membrane; endoplasmic reticulum-Golgi intermediate compartment. Gene Ontology annotation, biological process: endoplasmic reticulum to Golgi vesicle-mediated transport; vesicle fusion with Golgi apparatus; retrograde vesicle-mediated transport, Golgi to endoplasmic reticulum. The transcript has 4 exons. NCBI's taxonomy places the organism in Eukaryota, Fungi, Ascomycota, Pezizomycetes, Pezizales, Morchellaceae. Gene Ontology annotation, molecular function: SNAP receptor activity. The coding region runs from base 1 to 645 and encodes 214 amino acids. The record is from RefSeq and is a predicted model, not a curated record.
AUGGUGAAAUCAACUCAAAUUGCACGAUUAGACGGCGUCCCACUGGCUGCCUCUGUUGAUGACGACCAGGACGAAGCCAUUCUCGCUGAAGUUAAGAAACAAGUCAAGCUUAUUUUCAAAAGAUUAAGCGAAAAUUCAGAGCCACGGGCUAGUAUUGAGGCAGGUGCUUUUACAAUACACUACCUUAUCCAGGGGAAUGUCUGCUAUCUCUGCAUCUGCGAGCGCUCCUACCCUCGUAAACUAGCUUUUACAUAUCUUCAAGACACCGCGACUGAAUUCUUCUCAAACUACGGAAACCAAAUCCAAGACCCCUCGCUACGGCCAUACGCCUUUGUUGCAUUCGACACCUUCAUGCAGCGUACAAAGAGGACUUACCAGGACACCAGGGCUACCGCCAAUCUGGAUAAGCUCAACGAUGACCUUAAGGAUGUUACAAAGGUUAUGACGAAGAAUAUCGAGGAUUUACUCUACCGCGGAGAUUCUCUCGAGAGGAUGGGAGAUAUGAGCAGCAGAUUGAGAGACGAGAGCAAGAAGUAUAGGCAAGCUGCUGUGAGAAUAAAUUGGGAAGCCAUGUUGAAACAGUAUGGCCCCAUUGGCGCUGUUGGCUUGGUCAUGCUUUUCUUUAUCUGGUGGAGAUUCUUUUAA